CCCAGCCCAGCAAUCAUGUCCGAGUUCCAGCGCCAAGUUGUCAUCGACGCCAAGGGUCACCUCCUCGGUCGUCUCGCUUCGACCGUUGCCAAGGAGCUCCUUAACGGAAGCAAGAUCGUCGUGGUCCGCUGCGAAGCCAUCGAGAUCUCCGGCGAGUUCUUCCGCAACAAGCUCAAGUUCCACGCCUACCUCCGCAAGGCUAACCGCUUCAACCCCACUCGUGGUCCCUUCCACUUCCGCGCUCCUUCCCGUGUCUUCUACAAGACCAUCCGUGGUAUGAUUCCCCACAAGACCGCCCGCGGUAUGGCUGCUCUCGAGCGCCUUAAGGUCUUCGAGGGUAUCCCCACCCCCUACGACAAGGUCAAGCGCCAGGUCGUUCCCCAGGCCCUCCGUGUCCUCCGCUUGAAGCCUGGACGCAAGUACUGCACUGUCGGUCGUCUCUCCAAGGAGGUCGGAUGGAAGUACGAGGGUGUCGUCGAGCGCCUCGAGGAGCGCAGAAAGGUUAAGUCCGCUGCCUACUACGCCAAGAAGAAGGCUGUCGACGCCAAGAAGGAGACCGCCACCAAGGCUCAGGCUGAGGUCAACGGCAAGUUGGCUGCUCUCGGUUACUAG
Saitoella complicata NRRL Y-17804 is the source of this 612-nucleotide messenger RNA. RefSeq names its product ribosomal protein L13. Gene Ontology annotation, molecular function: mRNA binding; structural constituent of ribosome. The transcript is spliced from 3 exons. NCBI's taxonomy places the organism in Eukaryota, Fungi, Ascomycota, Saitoellomycetes, Saitoellales, Saitoellaceae. Gene Ontology annotation, cellular component: cytosolic large ribosomal subunit; ribosome. The record is from RefSeq and is a predicted model, not a curated record. The coding region runs from base 16 to 612 and encodes 198 amino acids. Gene Ontology annotation, biological process: negative regulation of translation; translation.